This is a messenger RNA of Leguminivora glycinivorella, 1866 nucleotides long. RefSeq lists its product as uncharacterized. Gene Ontology annotation, cellular component: extracellular region. Gene Ontology annotation, biological process: cell adhesion. Gene Ontology annotation, molecular function: calcium ion binding. The transcript is spliced from 12 exons. NCBI's taxonomy places the organism in Eukaryota, Metazoa, Arthropoda, Insecta, Lepidoptera, Tortricidae. The record is from RefSeq and is a predicted model, not a curated record. The coding region runs from base 94 to 1845 and encodes 583 amino acids.
UUAUUCAAGCCAUUGUUUUGAUGUGCAGUGUUCAGUUUGUUUGAAUGUUUGUACAAGUUUUGGUAAUGUUGAGUUGUUAUUUUAAAUUAUAACAUGACGUUCUUUACAUUAUUAUUAUUCACCAUUCAUAUUAUUAGUUCAACAGUGGCAAGUCUUCAAUGCCCUUAUGAAUGCCAACCGAAUGAAGCGAACCAAGAAGUACAUUGUGUUGAAAUAGAUUUGAAGGGAGGAGGAGUUUCUUAUACUAAAAUGUUCGGAUGCGCAAUGAACGAAUUAAAAUGUUAUGCAGGGAAUGAAGCUACACUGACAAGUGUUGAAAUGUCAUUGUGUACUCCAUCAAAGAGGGUGAAAAGAAGCGAUCCAAAUGAAAAGAAUGUUAUUAAAAACAUAAAAACGGAAGCUGAUGAUUACCAAGUUACAGAAAGCAUGAGAAGCCAUAAUGAAAGGUGCCCUUUGACAUGCCCUCCCAGCGAAGAUAUGGUGUGCAUACGUUUCCACGAUGGCGUCUAUCGCACCUUCAUGAGUGACUGCUACAUGCGGAUGUACCAAUGUCAUUACCCUGAUCAAAAGAUGGAGCUGGUUAAGCGACAUGCAUGCUACGGCUCAGCACCCUACAUGAUGUUUGAAAGCAAGCAACAGGAAAAUGCCAAUGCGCUUCAUGACGAGGACUUGGAUAAGGGUGCCAAGAAAAAAAAUUGGAUGGCUCUGGCAGCUGUAAUACAUGAACGUGACUAUUGGACGCGUCACCAUCAAACGCCUAGAACUCCAAAACCCACAGUGCACGUAACUUGGCCAUCAAGACGUACUAAAACGAAAUCGACAACCACAAUGCCGCCUUCAACAAGCAAACCACUCACGAAGGAGUCUACUACACCCAGCCGUGCUAUGGCCAAGGAGGCUAGCGUGACCACUAGUACACAAGCCACCAGUACCACCAGUAAACAAGCUACAACUUCAACAACCAGUCCGGUGAAAAUGAAAGAGGAUGUUGAUGCUGUAGAUGAUGUGGAAAGGAUAGACGUCGACAUAUGUCCAAACGAUGAAGAUCAAGAUACUCCCGUUGAAGUACCAGAUACCUGCAGUAAAACUAGCAUCAAAUCGCCCACUAGUUCAGACUACAUGAAAGUAGAUUUGCACCCAGACAUCAUAGAAGACGGUUCACCAGUCUGGAUGGUAUUCAAUGGAGGCAAGAAAAUAACGUCCAAAAUACGAGCGGACGCUGGCAUGGUGGUCGGAUGCGAUGCGUAUGCGGGCCUCGACUACUAUGGGAAUGUUGUUGUUAGGAACAAAGCCGAUAAUGACUUCUUUGGAUUUGUGUUUGGCUAUCGCAGCAACAGCCAAUUCUACCUGGUGACAUGGAAAGCGAAGUCAGACAAGUACUGGAUAGGUUACCCCUACGUGGUGACAGCCGACGCCGGUCUCCACAUUAAAGUUGUGAAUUCUUCGACUGGCCCCGGCGCUUUUCUGAGAAACGCUCUUUACAGCACCGAGUCCAUUAAAGACCAGGUGACACUUCUUUGGCAAGACCCGAAGAAACAAGGCUGGAAGCACUUGGUACUAUAUUCCUGGCAACUCCUCCAUCGGCCUCACAUAGGCCUCAUCCGUGUCAAAGUGUUCAGAGGCGGCAAGCUCAUAGUGGACUCUGGAAACGUCUAUGAUAAAACUAUUAAGGGAGGCAGGAUUGGAGUCUAUGCGUUUUCGCAGGAAAAUAUCGAGUGGACGAAAAUGAAAUUCGUGUGCAAUGAUAAAGUUCCAACGAACCUGAUGUCAGAACUCUCUCCAGAUUUGCAAAAGAUAUCAGUCGCAGACAGCACGUACACAUGGAAUAACAUAAGCUGGCCAUAAUAAACAUUAUUUUUUUUUGUA